This is a messenger RNA of Olea europaea var. sylvestris, 7970 nucleotides long. RefSeq lists its product as uncharacterized. NCBI's taxonomy places the organism in Eukaryota, Viridiplantae, Streptophyta, Magnoliopsida, Lamiales, Oleaceae. The transcript is spliced from 23 exons. Gene Ontology annotation, molecular function: helicase activity. The record is from RefSeq and is a predicted model, not a curated record. Bases 157 to 7236 code for a protein of 2359 amino acids.
UAUGCUUUUCGACAUUGUUUUAUUACCAAUACGUGAGCGUGUGAUUUGGUUUCGCAGUUCUUUGGCGGUACAAGUACUCUGCAAUCCCUAAUUUUACAGUCAUCUUGGAUCAAUAAUCAAUACAAAUCCACCGAUUUCCCGCGCAACGGCGCGAAAAUGGCGAAGAAGGCGGUGAGCAGAAGAGAGCUAUUGGAGAGAUGGACGGCGAUUGAAGAAGAGGACGAUGACGACGCAUUAUCUGGUCAUCCGGUCAAACGUCGUCGUUUUCGCCAACUCAAAGAAGAAUGGUUUUCAGAUGCAUUCAACUUCUUAAUCUAUUUGCCGAAAGAAAAUCACAUCUGGUGUGGUUAUUGGGAUCUGAUGGGACCUCUUCUAGAAACAUUCUACAAUUAUUUUAAAGAUGAACGAGCUGAUUCUCCUCUUAAGCUUCUAUGGAAUAGAAUUUCCGAAGAAAUGCGAAGCUGUGUUCAAUGUAUUCAUCAGCACCAUCAAGCCCAAGAGAUGUAUGGUACUGAAUAUGAGUUGAGUUCUAUUGGCCCCCUUCUUGAUGUGCUGCACACUCUUGAUGAAGAACGAAUUAGUCAACAACUUCAAGAUCUCAACGCAAGAAUAGCAAGGGGAGAGUAUGACCCUGCCAGCCAUUAUGGUGAAGUCGCUAGUGUCGUGUUUGAGGUUUUGUCCCUUCCCAUCUUAUUGGAUGAUCAAUACUUGGUGACUGAGUUUCAAAUAUUUAUUGAAGCAAUUGACAACUUUCAUGAAUUGAAGUUAGCUGGAAAUCAGCAGUAUCCGGGAGUUUACGUGCUACUAUUUCUUAAAAGCAGAAGAACUCGAUCUAUUGGUUUUCGCCUGGCAGGACAUAUGGGUAAAUUGAGGAGAUCUACAGAUCUGAAUCCAUUGCAGCAUUUACUGAAGAAAUGCAUUUGCAUUUUAGAGUCAGAAAGCACGCAAUCAUCCAAAGAGACAUCAAGGCCUAGGGUUCAACUGGAUCGAAUCGCUGUAUGGCUUGGAAUGAAAGCAUUUCUUGGGUUUUUAGAGCCUCCAGCAUUUGAAGAAGGGAUUUUAGAUCGUCAUCCCAUUUUCCUCAGUAUUGUACUCAACCAUAUCAGUGAUGAUUCACUUGAGUUUUCUCAUGCAGUUAACUGCUUGAGAUUACUUUUUGAAAAGCUUGGAUGUAAAUUAUGGUUGAGGGCGACGUUGUCUCCUAGCGUUAUGCGAAAUACGCUUCUGGGUCAGUGUUUCCAUACUCGAAAUGAGAAGAGCCAUAAAGAAAUUUUUGAUCUUUUCUCACCUUUUUUGCAGUCGCUUGAAGCUUUGCAAGAUGGCGAGCAUGAAAAGCAAAGGAGACAUUUUCUUUAUUUUCUCCUCCAUCAAGUGACUGUAAGCAGUAAUUUCAGCAUGCUGAUGAGAAAAAAGGCUUGCCAGAUAGCUCUUCUCAUUGUUCUCCGAGGUUACAAGAUGGACCCCCCUUGUCCCCCUUCUGAAUGCGCACACAUGUGGGGCCCUUCUCUCGUGUCUUCUUUGAAGGAUUCGGUGCUUCACAGUUCUCUUCGACAACCUGCAUUAGAUCUUAUCCAGACUAUUAUUGUCUCUGAUGCUUCUGCCUUGAUAUCCAUGGUUCUGAGUGGUCAAUUGCGUUCAUGUAAUACGCCAAGUGGGCCUACUAGUUUUGGUAUAGAAGAUGAUGAUGAAGAGCCUUUAUUUGUUCUUGAUAUUGAAGACAAUGAUGUUAGUUGUUGGAAAGAAUUCAGUCUGCAGAAAAAAAUGACCUCACAGGUAUAUGGGGAGUGGAUGUGCAUACCAAAAUUAUGGUUUGAUGUACUGGUUGAAAUUGAUCCCUUGGCCCUUCCUGUAUCCUUUUCGAAGUCUGUAUUUUGGGCACUAUCCCGUUUCUCAAUGGUAGAACCAGAAAAUAGGGAAGAAAUGGCUCUUCCUGUUAGGAAUUGGUUGUCAUCCUUUGCUUCGGAAAUGUCUUCUCUUUGUGGGUGGAAGGUUCCAUCUGGUGCCGAUGAUGGUGGAGAUGGAGCAGAAUCUAGAAAUUCCGUCAAAUCUUCAUCAAUGUGCUUGCCUUUAGUUAGGGCAUUCAAGAGAUUAGCUGCUCAUUAUACUGUCAGAAUGGAGCAAGGCGAGCUUACAAAGCAGUGGACCUGGGAACCAAUGAUGAGUGAUAGUAUUUUUCUCUUGCUUGUGGAUCCUAAUGAUAACACAAGACGAGUGGCUAAGCUUAUCCUUGAACAAGUUUCGGGCAUGCAUGGCGUAACUCAUUGUCUGCAAUUUCUUUGCUCUUCUCGAUCUUCAUGGCCAGCCAUCUUUACGGGAGUUCGGCAUGCUUUGAGAUUGGUUCAGUUGGACUCUGUUCUGUUGAACUUUCCGACUUUACAUCAUUUCUUCUUUGUUCUGUGCAAAUUGCUCAAAGAAGGGAAUCUAUGUAUCGAGACCGGGUCACAAAAGUUGUCAGAGGCCUCUGAUGUUGCAAAGUUUUCUUCCCAGGGUGGAUUUUUGAAGCAACCUGUAUUUGAUUCUUCACCCACAAAUGUUCAUGGACAUUCAUCAACUGUCAGUUCUACUUCAUGGGAUACAUUUAGCUGCUUACUAGCUGAAAUUGCAUGGCCUUCAAUUCAGAAGUGCUUGGCGAAAGGCAAGACAUUCAUAGAUUCCAAAGUAUCUCAGAUGACGUGCAUCCGUCUGCUCGAGGUCACUCCUCUUGUUUUUGAAAGGCUUUCUAGAAGUUCUGGCAUAAUGUUGGAAAAUAUAGAUGCCAUAGAGUGGCUUCAUGAUUUAUCAGAUUGGGGAAAGUCAUCAAGUGACACUGUUGUUAGAUAUUGGAAACAGACAUUGGCCUCUUUGCUUGGUCUAAUUAAAGCAUCCUGUCGUAAUAAAGCUGCUUCAGCAAUCACUGAUAUUGAGAAACUUAUUUCAGACGAAAACCUUUUUAUUGGUGAAGUGAAUAAGCAAAUAGCAACCCUUUCUGGUUUGUUACUGGACAAAGGUUCUGCAUUCAACAAAACUGGUAUCAAGUCAAAAUCUUCACCUUUUGAUAACUCACUAACAGAAGAUUCUGAAAAAUUGUUUUCCGAGGCAACAAAAAUGCACAUUGUGGACUCUGAACCAUUGAUCAAUAUGGAGAAAGAUCAUCUGGUAGUUCGUUCUGAUGAUGAGGACGAACCUAACAUUACUUUCAAAAAGGGGGUUCACUCUCUUGUCAGGUCAAGUCAGAGUAUGUUUGGUGAUAAAUCUGUUGGUGCAAGUUCUGCUGGAAGAGCUCUUAAGGCUGACCUGCAUGAAAUGCACUCUACCAGUGGGUUAAGUAGUCAGCCCGAGACUUAUAGGCCAGGUUCUCCUGAUUGUAAUGAUCUUAUUACCCAUAAAAUGGGCACAUAUACGCCGGAAGACAAACAGAUACCUGAGUCUCCUAGUAAAACAAAGCAGUCAGAUAGUAUGAGAAAACAAGUAACUAAGAAAGAUGACAUAAAUGAUUUGUUCCCUUCGCAUAAUAACUAUAACGCAAGGAAAAUAUCUGAUGAAACUAUUAAUUCAAAAAGACUUGAUUCCUCUAUACCUCAAAAGUAUCCCAAUAUCAGGGCCUUGUCUGACAGAAGUAUAACUUCUAAAAGUAAGGAUCAGCAAGGCAUGAACAAGGUUACAAAAUCUAGUGAUUUAGUUAUAAAAGAGGUGGUAUGGGAUACCGAGGAGGAUCCAUGGGAGUUUUCUCUUUUCAAACCGUUGAGGAGUCAACAGGCACCAGUAACAAGACCUAGCACUUCUGGUCCCAAACGACAAGUUAUUCAACUCAACUUACCUGUUGAAAACAGAUCGGGGUCUUGCCGGCUGGAUGGCAGAGUGAGAAGAUUCAAACCUCCAAGUCUGGAUGACUGGUUUAGACCCAUUCUAGAGUUGGAUUUUUUUGUGGCCGUGGGAUUAGAAUCUGGAAACGACGAAGUUGAUAAAAAUGCUAGCAAACUAAAGGAGGUCCCCGUUUGUUUCCAGUCGCCUGAUGAAUAUGUAGAAAUUUUCCGACCAUUGGUACUAGAAGAAUUCAAAGCACAGUUGCGGAGUUCCUUUCAGGAGAUGGCUUCAGUAGAAGAAAUGUGUUGUGGAAGUAUAUCAGUGCUAUCAGUUGAGAAAGUUGAUAAUUUUCACUUUGUUCGUGUGGUCUACGAUGAGAACAAGUCCAAUGUGUCCAAAAUCUGCUUCGAAAGCGAUCUCAUUUUGCUUACAAGACAGCCACUAAAAAGUUCUUUCCAUGAUGUUCACACUGUUGGGAAGGUGGAGCGUCGGGAGAAGGAUAAUAAAAGAAGAUUAAAUAUCUUAGUCAUCAGGGUAUAUCUGCAAGGAUGUUCUCGUCUUAAUCGAGCUAGAAAGCUUCUUACAGACCGAAGCAAGUGGCUUUUAUAUCGUGUUAUGAGCAUUGCAUCUCAACUUAGGGAAUUCCAGGCAUUGUCAUCAAUAAGAGAAAUUCCUUUGCUCCCUAUUGUCUUGAACCCUGUCAAUUAUUUUUCUGGUCAUCGUGAAAUUAGAAAGGAAAAUAUUAUUAGGCUUUCUCAACCUUUGCAGCAAGUCCUUAAGUCUUCAUAUAACGACAGUCAGCUGCAAGCUAUUAAUACUGCUAUUGGACCUUUUGACUCUAAGAAGGAUUUUGAGUUGUCUCUUAUACAGGGUCCUCCAGGAACUGGAAAGACCCGAACAAUUGUAGCCAUUGCCAGUGGUUUGCUUGCUUUCUUUCAAAUGAAAGACAGUAAGAGGUUACCAAGUGACUAUUUAAAGUGUAGCAAUGUCUCUAGCACUAAGCAAAGGAUGAGUCAAUCUGCCGCAAUUGCAAGAGCCUGGCAAGAUGCAGCCUUGGCUAGACAACAUAAUGACGAUUUAGAAAAGAACAACAAAUCCACGGGAAGCUGCACUAGAGGUCGGAUUCUUAUUUGUGCACAAUCUAAUGCUGCAGUUGAUGAGCUAGUCGCAAGAAUAACCAGUAAAGGUCUUUAUGGCCGCGAUGGAAUGAUGUUCAAGCCAUAUCUUGUGAGGGUUGGUAAUGAAAAGACAGUUCAUCCGAAUUCUCUACCCUUCUUUAUUGACACGCUUGUUGAUAACUGUCUGGCAGAGGAAAGAAGGAAUGCAAAUGAUGAAAAGAAUGAUAUUGAUGGAGACUCUUUGACAGUUCUUCGUUUUAAGCUGGAGCAGUUAGUUGACCGCAUCAGAUACUAUGAAGCCAAGCGAGCUAACGUAGAAGAGGUAAAUUCAAAUUCAAGCAAUCUGUUGGAAGGGGAGGAUAUCAUGGAACUGUCUGAUGCAGAAUUAGGAGCAAGGCUAAGAGCAUUAUAUGACAAGAAGAAAAAAAUCUAUACAGAUAUUUCCGUUGCUCAGGCUAAGGAGAAGAAAGCCAGUGAAGAAAUCAAAGCUCUCAAAAAUAAAUUCCGAAAGACUAUCUUGAAGGAAGCUGAAAUUGUAGUUACUACCCUAAGUGGCUGUGGUGGAGAUCUGUAUGGAGUGUGUUCAGAAUCUAUAUUAAACCAUAAGUUCACUAGUCCUUCUGAGAACUCUCUGUUUGAUGCUGUUGUGAUUGAUGAAGCUGCUCAAGCCCUGGAACCAGCCACUCUGAUUCCUCUUCAGCUUCUAAAAUCGAAAGGAACAAAAUGCAUCAUGGUUGGUGAUCCAAAGCAGCUACCUGCCACGGUUCUCUCUAAUGUUGUUAGCAAAUAUAUGUUUCAAUGUAGCAUGUUUGAACGGCUGCAACAGGCUAACCAUCCUAUCAUCAUGCUGACCCACCAGUAUAGGAUGCAUCCGGAAAUAUGUCGCUUUCCUUCUUUUCAUUUCUACGACGGCAAGUUGCUAAAUGGCGAUCAGAUGUCUAGCAAAGCUGCAUCCUUUCACGAGACUAGGGCCCUAGGGCCCUAUGUAUUCUUUGAUAUUAUUGACGGUCAGGAGCAACAUGGUAAAAACUCAGCUACAUUGUCCCUAUACAAUGAGUGUGAGGCUGCUGCUGCAGUUGAAGUAUUGAAAUUUUUCAGGAAGAGGUACCCCUCUGAAUUUUUUGGUGGAAGAAUCGGCAUCAUAACUCCUUACAAGUCUCAACUAUCACUUCUACGUACACGCUUUUCUGGUGCAUUUGGGUCUGCUAUUACUGCUGAAAUGGAAUUUAAUACAGUCGAUGGCUUUCAAGGUCGGGAAGUUGAUAUCCUGCUGCUUUCAACAGUUAGAGCAGCUGGAGCUGAAGAGCCCAGGAUUAACUCUAGCAAUCUUGGAUUUGUUGCUGAUGUUAGACGGAUGAAUGUGUCCUUGACUAGGGCCAAGCUUUCUUUAUGGAUUUUGGGUAAUUCAAGAACAUUACAGACGAACCGGACCUGGGCAUCUCUUGUUGAAGAUGCAAAACAGAGAAAUUUGAUUAUAUCAGGAACAAGGCCAUAUAGUUCCAUGUUCAAGUUUGCUUCAGAAAAUAGACCAGCUUCAGGUAAUUCAGCCAACCAAUCAAGUCUGUCGAGGAAUGUUGGAAUAGUUGAAGCAGCAAAUGAACAUGGAGAGACACAAAAAAAGAUUAGGAAGCAUACUUCUGAGUGGAAAAGAAAAAUCGGCAUCGGAACACAAAGUGUCACUACAACAGGUGAAAGCGAUCAUGCUUUUCCACCAGCAAAGGAUGCUACUAAGGAUAAUAAAAGAAGAGCCAGGGAUGGAAGUAAUGUUCAGUUAAUAAAGGAUGUUGCAACUGUAGAAAUUGAAUAUAGCAAGGACAAAACUACAAAUGGUGUGAAGCCUGCAGUAAAGGGGCAUCAGGUAAACAGUAAAGAAAGUUGGUCCAACCCGACUAAUGAACAUCAAAAUAAUAUGGGAAAAUCUGACGUGGGUAAGGGAGAAAAUAAUGGCAAUAUGAGAAGUGAUUUUAGUAAUUCUGGAAAGGGGAGUUUAAGUCAUAAACAUUUGAAACGUAUAGCCACUGAUGAUAGAGGUUCAAAACUGGUUAAGCAUGAUGAGAGCGGGCAGAAAAUGGAAAUGGGAACAUCGUCUUCUGCAAGAAGCCAUAAGCAGAAGGAUGAAGUUGGCGAUGGAGCUUCUAAUGAAGUGGAGGUACCCAAAAAUUCAAUUAUGAAAAGGAAACAACAGCGUGAAGCCGUUGAUGCUCUUCUGUCAUCUGCUCUUAUACCUAUGAAGAAGCCAGAAUCUUCAUGGAAGUCUUCGUCUGCGAAAAGGACUCUUUCAACAAGCAGUGGAGAUGAUCAAGUUAGACGACCAAAGCCUAGAAAAGAUCGUUAAUUUGAUGGCAGAAAGGGAGUAUUUUUUGAGUUCCCAAUGCAAUGGAGGAAGCAUAAUAACCCUAUACUUUGUGAUAUGAUAAAAGGAGAUCUGAAUGCAUCAAAUCAUCCUUUGCGGAAUAACUAUUGGUUUUCCAAAAUUUUGCAUAGCAAGGAGGUAAAAGCUGCCACUUCUGUAUGGCCUGGAGCUGUUUCUAAAAUAUGGAAUUUUUUUGCGAUAUGAUUUUGUUAAGAGAUGAAUUGAUGGAUACUGGGGUAAUUCUGGUGGAAGCUCCGAGCGGCAGGUUAUUCUUUCCACCGGAGACCUUUUGGAAUUCUUUACCCGAGUUUGUGCGUCGUUCAGCACCACCAGAAGCGAAAAUGGAGAAUGGAGAUGGUUUGUUCAACCACUAAGCUGGCAAAGGUUCCAGUCUUCCAGAUCAGAAAACUCGUCUAUAAUUAGCUGCAUCUGUCUUAUAAAUCUCCAAAUGGUAAAACAGCGUGUGCAUAGAAAUUUAUGAUAAUGGCGGAUUUAAUUUGUCGUGUGAUAUAUAGUUAGAAAUUAGUUGUACAGGCAUACAUAUUGUGUCCUAAUUAUUAGUCUCCUUUUUUUUUAAUCUUCCGAGUAAAAUCGUUGGAAGUCCCAUUUGCAUAGGAGUAUGUAAAAGAAGGUGAUAUUGGGUAAAAUUAUUCGUUGUGCCCAAAAAAAUGAUGAUAAGCACCAAAUAUUUUCAAUAGUAGUUAACAUUAAGGGUU